This is a messenger RNA of Gamsiella multidivaricata, 2592 nucleotides long. RefSeq names its product ribonuclease H-like domain-containing protein. Gene Ontology annotation, cellular component: cytoplasm. Gene Ontology annotation, molecular function: 3'-5'-RNA exonuclease activity; RNA binding. The record is from RefSeq and is a predicted model, not a curated record. Bases 169 to 2421 code for a protein of 750 amino acids. NCBI's taxonomy places the organism in Eukaryota, Fungi, Mortierellomycota, Mortierellomycetes, Mortierellales, Mortierellaceae. The transcript has 6 exons.
GGUCAGGGCGUGCACAUCGCGUUUUCUGUCUUGUUCAGUCCUCCUCAUCGUUCACAUCAGCUCUCUGUUCAGUCCUCAUCCCCAGGAGUCCUCCACCGCCACCAGAGAACAGACAAACAAUACCAACAGACUGACUGACAACCAGGUACACCCGGACAGACUAACCAAAUGGAGAUCUUGAAGGACGAUUUCGAGACCAAGCUGCCGCUGUUGCAAAAGGCCAUUGCGGAGUGCGACUUUGUUGCCGUGGAUACGGAGAUGACAGGGCUCGCUUCCCCCGCCAAUGUCCCAAAGUAUCAGGACAGUCUUGCGUCCCGCUAUUCCAAAAUCUCUAUCAGUGCUUCAAACUUCCUUGUCAUUCAAUUGGGAGUCUGCACCUUCACCUGGUCUGAGGAAGCAGGCGGGUAUGAAGCACGGCCAUUCAAUUUUCCAUGCUUCCCCGCCAGCUCUGACGUCAACAGGUCGGGCGAGCGGUUCUUCAAGUGUCAGAGCUCUAGUUUGGAAUUCCUGCUGAGCAACGGCUUCGAUUUCAACAAAUGGAUUCGCCAUGGUAUUCCGUACCUCACACGGCAGGAGGAAGAAACCUAUAUCGUCCGAAAGAAAGAGAAAACUGCGGUGCUUGCGACGACCACCUCGACAGCCAAUAAUAUCCCAAUUGACGACCGCAAUCGAGAAUUUAUCACAUCCACAGUCGUCAAGAUCAGGGGCUGGUUUGAGAACUCGACUGAGACAACUUUGACCAUCAGUGCACCCAACAGUUUCUUCCGAAGAUUGGUCUAUCAGAUACUGCGCUCGGACUUCAACGAUGAGCUUCAUGCAACCCCAAAUUCUCAAGCACGGACUAUGACGAUUCAGCGAUUGACGGAUGAAAUUCGCCAGCAGCAGGAGGAGGCCAAAGUGGUAAAAGCACCAAUGCUCAACCUUCGCCGUGUGCUGGAUACGAUUUCGGACGCGCGCAAGCCCUUGAUCGGGCACAACUGCUUCUUGGAUUUGAUGCAAAUCACCCAGCAAUUUCUCUGGGAUCUGCCACUGGAUUUGGAUGACUGGAAACGAGCCGUGAUGCUUGAGUGGAAUUUAAUCAUUGAUACAAAGCACCUGGCAGGACAUUCUCUGCUUAGCCCUCUGCUGAGUAAUACAGGACUUGAGACUGUUUCUGAAUGCGUACAAAAAGCACCGUUUGCCACAGUCGGCCCCAAGAUCGUCAUAGCAAAGGACUUUAGUCGGUACCAAGCGGAUGCUUCAGUAUCAGAUGCAGAGAAUGACUCAGUGGAUGGAGUAGCAGCCAAGUCAGCGACCAAGGACACGAAUAAUGAGAUCAAAUACCACGAGGCCGGCUACGAUGCCUAUAUCACCGGCCAGGCGUUCCUUCGCUUUGCUGGUUAUAUUCUCAAGGAACGCGAGAGGCUAUCUUCUGGGGAUGACGAACACACGCGGAAAAAGCGAAGGCUGGAGGAUGUAGACUUGGACAAUGCACAGGGCGAUGCCCCCGAGUCAACCAGCGGAGCAUUGAAAUCCAAGCCCCUGGUCGCCGCAGAUGAUGUGGAUGAGGAAGAAGAGGGUGAAGUGUCAGAGACGGAAAUGGAAAAGGAUGCGCUUUUGGAGAAGCGGAAGCGUGUUAUCAUGGACAACCCGACGAAGGACAUCUUGGAGACAGAGGAGCUGAAGAAUUAUUACAACUUACUGCAUAUCAUGCGAUCGGAUAUUCCUGUCAUGAAUCUCGCUGGCCCAGAUCAGGAGCCUGAGGAGCGACCAUGGAGCUACCUGCUCAAAAAUAUCCCCUCGAACUUUGAGACGUCGACACUGUUCCACCUGUUCGCGUCGUACAACCCUUUCCGGUUCAACUGGAUGGAUACGACGAGUGCAUGGAUUCAACUUAGUCAACGCGCGCCGGCUUCGGAAGGAGAGGAGUCCUCGGGGGAGCCGUAUGAACCGACACCGUUGCCCCUGGGGCGUCUGGGCGAGGCAUAUGUGAAUCCAUUGUGUGUGGGAGGCGGGGGUGCGGCGGUGAAGGGGCGCGAUGCGGGCAUUGUGCCAGAGGCUGCUGAUAUCGAAGUUGUUUCGUGGAGGGCCUGGUACGAUGAAAGGGAGGAGCUGGAGCGACAGCAACGUCAUUUACUGUACUCGCAGCAGCAGCAGCAGCAGCAGCAGCAGGCGCAGUCGGGAAGGGACCCCAACGUACGCUUUCCAAAGAGGCCCAUCCGAGUGAACGGAGCAUCGACGCCGCAAGACUCACCACAAGUACUAUCUUCAUCAUUAACCACCAGCGCGAGCUCACCGAGGACCAGCGAUGGAUCUAGUAUCAAUGUCAUUGCUGCAUCUACUACAGACAACAGUAGCAAGGCCAGCGACGAUGCAAGUGUAGCAACUGCUGGAACGAAGAGGAAGCAGCGCGAGGACGAGGAUGCAGUUGACGAGAAGUAGCACGGCGGGCUAUUCAUUGCUGCUGUUGUCCAUCCCUGUCCCUUUCCUUCUUUUGGAUGAUCAUGCCAUUUUUAAUUUUUUAAACAAACGUAUGCGAUUUGCAUAAUAAACCGGUGUCCGCUUGCGAAUGGAAACCCAAAAAAGGACGACCGUGUUCCAUAUCCCACUCAC